Molecule: messenger RNA, 1600 nt
Organism: Orbicella faveolata
Lineage: Eukaryota; Metazoa; Cnidaria; Anthozoa; Scleractinia; Merulinidae
Product: melanocyte-stimulating hormone receptor-like
Biological process (GO): G protein-coupled receptor signaling pathway
Cellular component (GO): membrane
Molecular function (GO): G protein-coupled receptor activity
Source: RefSeq, a predicted model, not a curated record
AGAGUUUAAUUUCCUGUUCCUGAAACAGUGGUCUUAUAUGAGUAGCUGCGACUCUUCCCUUCAAGAGAAACUACGGCUAGGGAUUAGAAACCAUCUUUUGGGUAAAAUAACUUGUAUUAGUCAGUCAUUGUGAUUUUACGGAACUGCAAAAGAUUUGAGUCAAGAGAAAAGAUGCAAUUAUGUCAAAAAUUGUGGUCACAAAAUUUCGCGAAGGAAUAUUAAAAAGCAUGAUUUGUGGCUUCUUAGUACAUGCCACAAUAUUUACACCGCCUGUAAUACGCAGAUGUAUUUGAUUCUAAAUUUUGAUUCACAGGAGGGCCGAGUUCAUGUAAAAGGUGAAUUACGGUGAACCCGAGAAAAGACGACUGCGUUUGUUAGCUGGAAGGUUACUUAAAACUAACAUCUUUUGCUAAAACGAGGUAGGCUGAGUGAAACCGGAGGCCGAUCAGUUAAUAUUCGGAAUGAAAAUGUGGCGGAAGUAAAUCCUGUGCAGAUGGAAACAAAAAAGGAAAGACAUCCGAGCAAGUAUAAUGACCAGACUCACUGUGGGUUUUCCUUGGUUUUUAAAAAGAGUCUUUAAAAAAAAAUCAGCAAAGGAACACUGUAGAACAUAACUGAAGGAACGUUGUAUUUCAAGCCGGCUGAAAAUGAGGGGAAACUUCUCUAACGACAGAAACCUCAGCCCAAUUGAAGAUUUAUUCUGCGUGCCUGGUCUAGACAGUCAUGUAGAUACAUUUCUGUCAGCAUUGAAUAUUCUUCUAUCCAUCACUGCAUUUCUGGAGAAUGUCCUGAUCAUUGUUGCUUUUAAAAAGGUGUCGUCUCUUCAUCCGCCAUCGAAACUAUUGCUAGGUUGCCUGGCGACCACUGACCUCUGUGUGGGCCUCAUCACGCAGCCUAUCUACGCAUACGGUCUGUUGUCUCCAGAACAUUCCAAACGUUGUUCCCAUUCUGCCAUCCUUUCUAAGACGAUAGGUGUAAUUUUUUGCGGCGUGUCUUUGCUUACACUGACCACAAUAAGUGUAGACAGACUUCUUGCCCUAUUGUUAGGGCUAAGGUACCGACAAGUGGUAACUUUGCGACGAAUAUGGGCCCUCGUUGUUAGUUUUUGGCUUGCUAGCACUGCCUCCGCAAUAUUAUCACAUUAUUUCUACGGUGUUGCUUUGGCCAUUAUGUGCAUAGCAAUGUCAUUAUGUACAAUAACCUCAACCUUUUGUUACAUGAAAAUCUAUCUUAAUCUUCGUCAUCGCCAAACUGCAGUUCAAGACCAUGUUCAACAAAGACAACCGAACGGAGGGCGGCGUUCACUGAACACAGCACGUUACAGAAGAACAGUGACCAGCGCACUGUGGGUGCAGAUAACAUUUUUGACUUGUUAUACUCCAUUUGGUGUAGUCGCAGCUAUAUUUGUAGCUACUGGAUUACGCACGCCAUCUCUUGUCCUCGCUUGGGAUGUAACAGAUACUCUUCUCAUGUUUAACUCUUCUUUGAAUCCACUUCUGUAUUGUUGGAAGAUGAGAGACGUGAGGCAAGCCGUUAAGGAAACGAUCAAGCAGUUGAAUUGCUUCUCUGGUUAAUCGCCUUUUGGACCCGAAGGCCUAUC